Messenger RNA from Acanthosepion pharaonis, 4077 nucleotides. The record is from the annotation of a GenBank genome assembly. NCBI's taxonomy places the organism in Eukaryota, Metazoa, Mollusca, Cephalopoda, Sepiida, Sepiidae.
AUGUUUUGUUUCUUUUUUCUCCCCCCCUUUUUUUUCUUUUUCUCAUUCUUUUUUCUUUUUCUCAUUCUUUUUUCUUUUUCUCCCUCUUUUUUUCCUUUUUCUCCCUCUUUUUCUUUUUCUCCCUUUCUCUCCUUUCCUCUUUUCUCCCACCUUUUCCUCUUUCCCCUUUUCUCCCACCUUUUCCUCUUUCCCCUUUUCUCCCACCUUUUCCUCUUUCCCCUUUUCUCCCACCUUUUCCUCUUUCCCCUUUUCUCCCACCUUUUCCUCUUUUUCCCCUUUCUCCCACCUUUUCCUCUUUCCUUUUUCCCCACCUUUUCCUUUUCCCCUUUUCCCCCACCUUUUCCUCUUUCCCCUUUUCUCCCACCUUUUCCUCUUUCCCCUUUUCUCCCACCUUUUCCUCUUUCCCCUUUUCUCCCACCUUUUCCUCUUUCCCCUUUUCUCCCACCUUUUCCUCCCCCCACCUUUUCCCUUUUCUCCCACCCCUUUUCCCUUUUUUUUCCCCUUUUCUCCCACCUUUUCCUCUUUCCCCUUUUCUCCCACCUUUUCCUCUUUCCCCUUUUCUCCCACCUUUUCCUCUUUCCCCUUUUCUCCCACCUUUUCCUCUUUCCCCUUUUCUUUCUUUUUCCCCUUUCCCCUUUUUCUCUUGUUUUCUCUUUUUUCCUACUGCCCCCCCUGUUUUCUCCCCGUUUCUCCCCAUUCCCUUCCCCAUUCCCCCCGUUUUUCUUUUCCCCAUUUUCUCCCCCCAGUUUCUCUCUUUUCUCCCCGUUUUUUUUCUCUCCUCAUCUCGUUUUCUUUCUCCCCCCUUCUGCUCUGUUUUCUCUUUUUUCUCUCCCCGUUUUCUCUCCUCCUCUUUUCUUUUUUUACAAUAAUGUUUACCCUAAUAUAGAUGAUGUGCUGACUGCUCUGCUGUCCAUGGGAUUUGAGCUGGAAGAUAGUCAAGCUGCUGUCCAGUCUGGAAGAUUGACUGUUGAGUCUGCAGUUGAAUGGCUUCUUACUCAAAAGAAUCGUCCGGCUAAUACUUGUAGAUUGUAUGAGGUCGAUCCUGUUGUAUCAUCAAGUCCAUUUGUAUCAUCUGACCCUUCUCCACCCACAUCAGGUAACCAGGAUGAGGAGUCUGGCAGUCAGACACCAGCUGAUAAGCCAGAAGAGAAUGAAGAGGAGAGUAUCAUCUCGAGAAGGUUUGUCAACUCAAAGCAGCGGGAAAUAAAGGAAAAAUUUGAAGAGAAACAAAGGAGUGAAGCACAGAGGUUAGCCAUUUUGGAAAGGAAACAACAAAAAUCAGCUCGAGCACUUGUUCUUCAACAGAUAGCAGAUGACAGAGAACAACAGAAACAGUAUCGUAGCAAUACAAGUGCUCUUGGCACUGGUGCCACAGCACAACCAGUAGCAUCACCUACAGCGUCAUCUCCACUGGCGGCAACUUCAGCAGAAGAUGGGGAUCAGUCUAGCCCAACUUCUCCUGCUAUGUGCAAUAUGCAGAUUCGACAUCCAGAUGGGCAGAGCCUACGACAUACUUUUGAUGGUUCCACACUUCUUCAGGAUAUCUGGACUUAUGCAACUGAGAACUUUACAGAUACAGAAAACAUGUGUUUGAUGCAGCCAUUUCCUCGUCGAGAUUUUACCAAAGAAGAUGCCAGCAAGUCUCUGAUUGAAUUGGGAUUAUGUCCCUCAGUUGGUCUUGUUUUGAAAAAAACUGAUGGAUCCCAACAGGCUUUUGUUUCUGAAGGCUACAAUUAUCAGUUGGCUUUUCAACGUGCUCCUGUCCCACGAUUUUUGGGUCUGAGUGAUGACGAAGAGGAUGAUGAUGAUGAUGACACAGAUGUAUCCCCAGACCCCAGGCAUGAAUCUUCCCGUUUUCAUGCUUGGGGCCAGGGACGGCGUCUGGACGAAGAACAUGAAGCUGAUGAUUUGGCGCCAGAAGAAGAGGAAAAUGAACAAGAAAUGCAUGAAGAUGAGCUCUAUGAAUUGCAAGAUGAUGGAAUGUUACGACCCGUGGGUGGCUUUCCAGAACCUCACCGCCCAGGUGUAUUUGGAGGUGUAGGAAUGCGGCUUCUGCCUGAAGGUGACCCAAGAGCUGACAGCGUUCCUGAACCCAAUACCAGCAACUUGAGAGAACUUGCAGUUGCUGCAGCCACAAAUCGGCAUGCCCGCAAACCCAGGAGCCGGAGUCCUUCCCCUAGACACCGACAACAACAGCCCCACCACCAACCACAGCAGCCCCACCAUCACCACCACCACCAUCAUCAUCAUCAUCACCAUCAUCAUCACAGUCAGAUGGUAUCCUCAUUGGAACACCUGUGUCUACAGUUUAUAGCAAACCGUCUGUCAAAUCCGAAAGAACACACAAUACCUCUCCAUGGACUUUCCCAGCAGCCAGCUCAGCGUCUAGUUGAUUAUUUGCGUAAAGAGAAACUAUUGAAGCCAAAGACUCUUCAUGCAUUUUUACCUUGCCGUCUUCAGAAAUUAACAUUGGAUUCUUAUGCAUAUGUAACUAAUGAACUGUUGUAUGAAAUAAGGAUGCAUACCAAUCUGAUCCAUCUCAGUCUGAACUCAUGUAGUUUGGUUACUGACAGUGGCCUUCAACCCCUAACAGCCUUAAAGAAAUUAAAGACGUUAAAGUUGGGAUCUUGUCGGCAACUCACAGAUAAUUGUUUAACACCUAUAUCAACUUUGCAGUCACUAGCUACACUGGUGCUGGAGAACACUGGAGUCACGGAUGCUGGCAUCAUUCAGUACAUUACAGACAUUUCAAUUCAUCAACCUCCUAACUUGAAGUGCCUCAAUCUAAAUCGGACAGCUGUGACACAAAAAAUCUUUGGACCUCUCACAGAAUUACCCAAGUUGAAGGUUUUGUUAUUAGAGCAGUCCAUGAUUUUUAAUCUUCUGCCACAUCUUUUUUCUUUCUUUUCUUUUCUUUUCUUCUUUCCUUCUUUUUUUCUUUUUCUUUCCUCUUUUUUCUUUCCCUCUUUUUUCCUUUUUCUUUUUUUUUUUCCUCUUUUUUCUAUUUUUUUUCCUUUCUUUUCUUUUCUAUUUCUUUCUCUCUUCUUUUUCUUUCUCUAUUUCUUUUUCUUUCUCUCUUUUUCUUUCUGUUUCUUUUUCUUUCUCUGUUUCUUUUUCUUUCUCUUUCUUUCUUUCUUUUUCUUUCUCUUUCUUUCUCUGUUUCUUUUUCUUUCUCUUUCUUUCUCUAUUUCUUUUUCUUUCUCUUUCUUUCUCUAUUUCUUUUUUUUCUUUCUUUCUUUCUCUAUUUCUUUUUCUUUCUCUUUUUUCUUUUCUUUCUAUUUUUUUUCUUUUCUUUUUCUUUUUUUCUUUUUCUUUCUCUUUUCUUUUAUUUCUUUUCUCUUUCUUUUUUUUCUUUUUCUUUCUCUUUCUUUAUUUUCUUUUUUCUUUCUCUUUCUUUUUUCUUUUCUUUUUUCUUUCUUUUCUUUCUCUAGUUCUUUUAUUUUUUCUUUCUCUUUCUUUUUCUCUAUUUCUUUUUUUUUCUCUUUCUUUCUCUUUCUAUUUCUUUUUUUCUUUCUCUUUCUUUCUCUAUUUCUUUUUUUUCUCUUUCUUUUUCUUUUUUCUUUUCUUUCUUUCUCUUUUCUUUUUCUUUCUCUUUCUUUCUCCUUUCUUCUCUUUUUUCUCUAUUUCUUUUUUCUUCUCUUUCUUUUCUUUCUUUUCUUUUUCUUUUCUUUCUCUUUCUUUUUCUUUUCUCUUUUUCUUUCUUUUCUUUUUCUCUUUUUCUUUCUUUUCUUUCUUUUUUUUUUUUUUCUAUUUCUUUUUUCUUUCUUUCUUUUUCUUUUUCUUUUGCUUUUUCUUUUUCUUUCUUUCUCUUUUUUUUUUUUCUUUUUUUUCUUUUUUUCUCUUUUUUUUCUUUUCUUUUUUCUUUCUUUCUCUUUUUCUUUUCUUUUCUCUUUUUUUCUUUUCUUUUUCUUUUUUUUUUUUCUUUCUUUUUUUUCUUUCUUUUUCUUUUUUUUCUUUUUCUUUCUUUCUUUUUUUUUUCUUUUCUUUUUUUUUCUUUCUUUCUUUUUUUUCUUUCUUUUUUUCUUUCUUUCUUUUCUUUUUUCUGUUUUUCCUUUCUCUUUUCUUUCUUUCUUAUAA